Molecule: messenger RNA, 2205 nt
Organism: Dryobates pubescens (Downy woodpecker)
Lineage: Eukaryota; Metazoa; Chordata; Aves; Piciformes; Picidae
Gene: JHY
Product: junctional cadherin complex regulator
Biological process (GO): axoneme assembly
Source: RefSeq, a predicted model, not a curated record
GUGUAUCCCAUUGGUGCAAAGCACAGAAUGAAUUCUUCAGAGAUGAAACAGAUCUCAGUUUCUUCUCCACUUACUUGCAACAUCAGUGAAAACUAUUCUCCUCCAAACCUCAUGCAAGCAGAUGUCCACACUGUCAACUGGCAAAGGCCAUCUAUAAGUGAAGAGAGCUUUACCUCAAGUCUGAAUGACUCCCAAGAGUCUGACUCUGAAAGCCUUGUUCGAGAGACACAGUACCAGUUGGAGCUCCAGAGGUGGAUUGAUGAAAAUGAAGAGCUGGUAGAACUGUGUUCAGAUGAGUUGGAGAAUGACAGCUUAGAAGGAGAUAGCUUGGAGGAGAUGAUUCUAAAAGAAGGACUUGGGGAUGACACAGGUCGAUGUACCACUGGAAUACAAAAGAAUAAUGGUGAUGGAAGGAAACAUCAGGCUGUGGACAAAUAUUUCAGCCUAAGAUACAACCCUAACUGGAAGAACACAAAAGAGGUAGCAGAAUUUUCUGAGGCAGAACGAGCCUGUCAGGUUGCUGGAGGGAGCAGCAUGGACGUUGCACAGGAUGCAUUUUACCUCCAUGCCAAUGACUGCUCAGAGGGAAAGAAUCAACAGGAGGCAAAGGCACAAGGUACAUUCCCAAAGUUUGGUACAAAAUUGCCAAGCUUCCCUAAAACCAAUGCUGUGGGCAGCGAUGCUCCUUUUGAGCUGCAUAGCAAAGGGAAGGGAUCUGCAGCUGGGUGUCACUUCAAAGCCAGCCCAAAUGCUUUGGCUCUUCAGGCUCAAGAAGGUCGACCACAAAAGGCAAAAAAAAACUUUGUGGAAAAAAACAAACAGACCUUGGGAUUCUCUUCAGAGAAGAGAAAUUCUUAUCUUCAGCUGCACAGUAAGAGGCAACAAGUUCUCCAAGAGCAGGAUCACCAAAAUAAGUCCUCCUAGAGAAAUAAAACCAAGCCCAACCAGAGUCUCCAAGAGAGAGCUUUCCCAAGGAAUGAUAGGCAACAACCACCAAGAAGAUGAGCAAAACCAAAGUCUUGCUACCACCAAAUAUCAGAAUUCCAGGCUGCUCCCAUGCAGGCAGUGGAGCAAGACAACAGCAGCACGCUGCAUAAAUGGCUGGGAGCAGGUCCUUCUGUUGGCCUGGACUCUCAUACAGCAGCAAAUUCAGAUUCUUGCCUAAAUAAUUUCCCCAGUUUUGUUAAUCAGGGUUUCACCACAUCUACCUAUCCUUUUCAGCCAACACCACAGAAAUUCAACCCAGCCGAGGCUGUAUCUUCAACAUACACCAGCGAGGAGAACACGAAGUACCGUCAUGGUUCUCCAAAUGGACUUCCACAUGACCAGCUACAUUCAUACAGCCAUGGCACUCUGCAGCCUUCUGCAAGAGGUGACAGCAACAAUGGCCAAGCACAUCCAAAUCAGAGGAAUAUUCCAUCUGCUUUUAAUGCAAGCUUCCAAGAAUUACUGAUGGACCAAGUACCACUUCAGGAUUGCAAGAGACAUAUCUGUGUGGAUAAAAGGUAUCAGAACGAUGCUAGAAGUGGUUUAGGCAUACCAAGAGCCCCUUGUGCAGCCUCCCUUUUUGCACAAACCUGGGAGCAACAUCACCAGGAGAUCAGUCAUGUGGCAGCAGCUCACCUGGCUGACAGGCACAUGUUCAGCCUCCUUCCACCCAUAGUCCCACAGGCAGAAAAUGGUUCAGAGCUUGAUCCAGAGAGUGGGGGAGGAAACCAAGUGCCAAUGAGCCGAAGCAACUCAGAAGGGCAUCUCAUGCAAAUGGAAAAGCAAAACCAGCCUAAAGUCAGCAAGAAGCCACAGAGCUCAAAGGCCUACAUAAAUCUGAAUGUGAAGCUUGGAGGCCUUGGACCUGACUAUGAAGCAAUCAAAGAGAAAAAAGAGAAGUUAAAGCAACUAAAGGAAUAUGCAAAGCAAAUUAAGCAACACAAUAUGAAAAGCAUUGCUUUGGCUCAGAGGUUACCUGCAAAACCCCAGGCUGUAUCUUCAGUGUCAAGGCAGAAGGCACUGGAGUAUGCCAAGACGAUUCCUAGACCAAAGACUUUCAUGGCAAGGCAGUCAGAUGAAGAGGUGAGAGAGGAAAGAGCUCUGCUCUCUUUUAAUGAAGACAGCUUACCUCAAAUUGCAUCCUUGGAAGCUUUGUGGCAUCGACACGAGAAGGAGAAGCAAAUCGUAGCUGCUUUCAGAACCCUUCACAUCUUAUAA